Molecule: messenger RNA, 4914 nt
Organism: Chinchilla lanigera (long-tailed chinchilla)
Lineage: Eukaryota; Metazoa; Chordata; Mammalia; Rodentia; Chinchillidae
Gene: Mctp1
Product: multiple C2 domains, transmembrane 1
Exons: 23
Coding region: 1-2988 (995 amino acids)
Biological process (GO): regulation of neurotransmitter secretion
Cellular component (GO): synaptic vesicle membrane
Molecular function (GO): calcium ion binding
Source: RefSeq, a predicted model, not a curated record
AUGGAGCCCCGGGCACCCGCGGCGGGCGAGCCCGAGCCUGCGGCCGCGUCCUCCUCCUUCCACGCCCGGCUCUGGAAGAACCUGCAGCUGGGGGUGGGCAAGGGCAAGGGCGGCGCGGGUGGGCGCGCGGGGGGCCAGGAGCGCCGCACUGCGGACACCCCGUCGCCGUCCCCGCCGCCCCCGGGGGCCACGCGGGACGCGCUGCCCGGCGUGGGGAGCUCGGGGAGCAAGUGGAGCGGCUUUAAGAAGCGGAAGCAAGUGCUGGACAGGGUCUUCUCGUCUUCCCAGCCCAACCUGUGCUGCUCCUCGCCCGAGCCGCUGGAGCCCCGCGCCGCGGGCCGAGCCGAGCAGGGGUCCGCGCUGCGCCGCCGGAUCCGGGAGCAUCUGCUGCCCGCGGCCAGAGGACCCGCGGCGGCCGCCGGAGCAGCGGCGGGGACGCCUCCUGGCGGGCGCUCCCCGGACUCGGCGCCGUCCUCGUCCUCCGCCUCGUCUUCCCUGUCCUCGUCUCCGCAGCCGCCCCCCAGGGGCGACCGCGCCGGAGAUGAGGGUGCGUGGCGUCGGGGCCCCGGGGCGCACUUGUGCCACCAGAAGAGCUCCUCUCUGCCGGGCACCGCGUGCCUGGAGCAGCUGCUGGAGCCGCCGCCCCCCGCAGAGCCGGCCCGGAGCCCCGCGGAGCCUCCGACCUCCGAGACCCAUGAGGAGCGCGGCAGCAGCCAGAAAAUACAUACUGUUGGAACCAGUAAUGCAGAUGUCCCUUUGGCUGAUCCCGGAAUGUACCAGUUGGACAUUACAUUAAAAAGGGGUCAAAGUUUAGCUGCCCGAGAUCGAGGAGGGACAAGUGAUCCAUACGUGAAGUUUAAAAUUGGAAGAAAAGAAGUUUUUAGAAGUAAAAUAAUACACAAGAACCUCAAUCCUGUGUGGGAGGAAAAAGCUUGCAUUCUUGUUGAUCAUCUUAGGGAACCAUUAUAUAUAAAGGUGUUUGACUAUGAUUUUGGACUACAGGAUGAUUUUAUGGGCUCAGCCUUCCUGGAUCUCACACAGUUGGAGUUAAACAGGCCCACAGAUGUGACCCUAACUCUGAAAGAUCCUCAUUAUCCUGACCACGACCUCGGAAUCAUUUUGCUCUCGGUCGUCCUUACCCCUAAAGAAGGAGAAUCCAGGGAUGUGACAAUGCUAAUGAGGAAGAGUUGGAAAAGAUCAAGUAAGGAUCUUUCAGGAAAUGAAGUGGUUGGAUCUUAUUUCUCUGUGAAGUCUUUCUUUUGGAGGACGUGCAGCAGCCCCACCCUUCGUGUCCUGGGCUUUUGCAGAGCAGAGCUUCAGAGUCCUUAUUGCCAAAAUGCACAAAGCCAAAGUUUGCGUCUGUCGGACCAACACAGAAAAUCCCAUCUGUGGAGAGGAAUAGUCAGCAUCACCUUGAUUGAAGGGCGAGAUCUGAAAGCAAUGGAUUCCAAUGGGUUGAGUGACCCCUACGUGAAGUUCCGGCUCGGGCAUCAGAAGUACAAGAGCAAGAUUAUGCCCAAAACUUUAAAUCCUCAAUGGAGGGAACAAUUUGAUUUUCAUCUCUAUGAAGAAAGAGGAGGAAUCAUUGAUAUCACAGCAUGGGACAAAGAUGCUGGGAAAAGGGAUGAUUUUAUUGGCAGGUGCCAGGUUGACCUGUCGGCCCUCAGUAGGGAACAGACGCACAAGUUGGAGUUGCCGUUGGAAGAGGGUGAGGGAUACCUGGUGCUGCUCGUCACUCUGACCGCCUCGGCCACGGUCAGCAUCUCUGACCUCUCCGCCAACACCCUGGAGGACCAGAAGGAGCGGGAGCAGAUACUAAAGAGAUACAGCCCACUUCGGAUGUUUCACAAUUUAAAAGAUGUGGGAUUUCUCCAGGUGAAAGUCAUCAGAGCAGAAGGUUUGAUGGCUGCUGAUGUCACAGGUAAAAGUGACCCAUUUUGUGUAGUAGAACUGAACAAUGAUAGGCUACUAACUCACACCGUCUACAAAAAUCUCAAUCCGGAGUGGAACAAAGUCUUCACCUUCAACAUUAAAGAUAUCCAUUCAGUUCUUGAAGUGACAGUUUACGAUGAAGAUCGGGAUCGAAGUGCUGACUUUCUGGGCAAAGUUGCUAUCCCAUUGCUAUCUAUUCAAAAUGGUGAACAGAAAGCCUACGUCUUGAAAAACAAGCAGCUGACAGGGCCAACAAAGGGGGUCAUCUAUCUUGAAAUAGAUGUGAUUUUUAAUGCUGUGAAAGCCAGCUUACGAACGUUAAUACCCAAAGAGCUGAAGUACAUUGAAGAGGAAAACAGACUCUCUAAACAGCUGCUGCUGAGAAAUUUUAUCAGAAUGAAACGUUGUGUCAUGGUGCUUGUAAAUGCUGCAUACUACGUUAAUAGUUGCUUUGAUUGGGAUUCACCCCCAAGGAGUCUCGCUGCUUUUAUGCUCUUUCUCUUUGUAGUGUGGAACUUUGAGCUCUACAUGAUACCCCUGGUUCUGUUGUUACUACUGACAUGGAACUACUUCUUGAUAAUAUCAGGGAAAGAUAACAGGCAACGUGAUACAGUAGUGGAGGACAUGCUAGAGGACGAGGAAGAAGAAGAUGACAAAGAUGACAAGGACAGUGAAAAAAAGGGAUUUAUCAAUAAAAUCUAUGCCAUCCAAGAGGUAUGUGUCAGUGUCCAGAACAUCCUAGAUGAAGUGGCUUCCUUUGGCGAAAGGAUAAAGAAUACUUUCAACUGGACUGUCCCAUUUUUAAGCUGGCUGGCCAUUGUGGCCCUCUGUGUGUUCACAGUCAUCCUAUACUUCAUUCCACUGAGAUACAUUGUCCUUGUCUGGGGCAUCAAUAAAUUUACCAAAAAGCUUCGAAGUCCAUAUGCAAUUGAUAACAACGAGCUACUCGACUUCCUUUCCAGAGUCCCUUCAGAUGUACAAGUGGUGCAAUACCAAGAACUGAAACCAGACCCUUCUCACAGCCCAUAUAAAAGGAAGAAAAACACUCUUGGCUAGCCAGCUCCCAGCACUGAGGAGACCAGCAUCUGUCUGGGAAGAUAAAAGAAAAAGCCUUCAGCCUCAGCAGCAUUUCCUUUCUUUCUGCUUUUUAUUUAUUUUGCCUUUUUAUCAUGAUCGGGAGAAUUUGUAAAUAGUGUACAAAGGCAUAUGUCUUUGCAAAUAUACUUCUGUUGUACAGACUCAACUUGAUAAAGGUUUAGCUACUGCCGUGUAAAAACCUUGUUAGCUGUGGAGACUCAUAUAACACUGAAAGAACAAAUGUUAAGGGUGGUAGCACUGGAGGAUACACACUUCUUUAAUUACAAGUAGAAGCACCAGAAUAUUAGGUUAAAUGCUCAGAUGUGCUGAUUAAAUCUACAUAAAAUGUAAAUGUCAAUUUGAUUUUAAAGUUUUUUUUAAAAUGUGACUAUUUUUUACCUGAAAAGUAGUAAUCCAUUACAGUUUUCUAUGUUUUAUACAUUUCAAAAAGGGAAAAAACCCAAGGCCUGCAUAAUGGAAAGGAUGCAUUUCAAUUUCACAUAGAUCCUGAAACUCACUCCCGUGCAAAUUAAUUAGGUAUGAGUAGGCUAGCUUUAAGCAAAUGAGUACAGGUACAGUCAUUCCUUCAAGAGAAUCUGAGAUACUGUACAGAAAGCUUACAAACCUUCUAUCAUUCCAUCCAAAACCUUAAAAUCUCUGCAGGACUACAUAACGUAAAUACUGCCAGGUUUAUAAAUGAUUGCCUAUCUGAAUUUUUAUAUCUACCACUACUUUAAUUUAUACUGAAUUAGCAAAUUAGCAACCCAAUUCAGCUAUUAAAAAUACUAGUAAAAGAAACACACAUUACUUCUGAUGUCAAAUUAUACCUUUGUGCAUCUAAAAAUAUUUCAUACUCAAGUAUUCUCGCAGCAAAACAAACCCUGUUUUCUCAUUAGGUCACUAAAUGAAGUGCUUUAAUAUAUAUCAUGAUUUCUCUUAGUAUGAAUUUUAUGUAGAGGAGAAUGCGGUGUGCUAAGUGAUAUGCCAGUGUUUCAUUACAUUCAUUUAUGAAAAAAAUUCUUGAUAAUAUGAAUGCAUGAAAACCUGUUUUGUAAAAUAAACUGUGUAUGGGGUUGCCUUUAACAAUGUUUCACUAAUUACCAUAGAAUCUGUACUUAAAAACUGCAUUCCCAAGACUCUUACAGCAGUUUUCGUACCUAAGUCUCUGGCAUAUCGAGGGAACAUACUUCUGAUUUGGUGAGUGAGACUAUCUUAACUCUCUGACUUGGUAGGGGAUUACACAAGGGGGAAACUGCUGCACACAAUGGUUUUUGCACUACUUUAUUAAUAAUAGACUGAGAGGGGUAAGGGUGGGGAUUAUGCUGAAAAACAUACAGAAGCGGAAAGCAAGAGAUAUAUAUUUCACUCUAAAGAAAGAUUCUUUAAAUUUAAUCUCAUCAAAGCUGAUUUUUAAAGUAUUUUUAUUUUAGAGACAUGUUGUUAAAUACUAUUUCUUAUACUAGAACUAUUUUGAUCCGUUUAUAUACUAUGCUUGAAAGAAUGUCAAUUAAAUUCCCUUUCUACAGAAAGGCUUUGACCUCAAUAUACCCUAUUUAGUGCACCAUGUUUAAGAUGACAGGCUUACAUCUGCAUACCAUCACUGUUUGUUGCUUAAACAUACUACUUCAUGAAGUUGAUGUUACUAGAGUUUACUGAUGAGAUAAUUUGUUUGAAAUAACUUUCAAUUAUGCCUUGUGUGAGAUUUAUGUUCUGUGCUGACAACAUCUACUCAGAUGUCUAUAAAAGCCUGGUAUGCUACAACCUCAGAUGUAUCUAGUGGAUCGUAACCAUUAACAGAUGACUGCUUUCUGUUUGCUCCAUUGUACUGUUUCAGAUGUUUCAUUCAGUGGUAAUGUUGGCUACACAUUCACAUUAAAUACAGAAGAAAAUAAUCUUUUCUACGUA